AUGGGUGCUUACAAAUACCUUGAAGAACUUCAAAGAAAGAAACAAUCCGAUGUCUUGAGAUUCUUGCACAGAGUCAGAUGUUGGGAAUACAGACAAAAGAAUGUCAUCCACAGAGCUUCUAGACCAUCUAGACCAGACAAGGCUAGAAGAUUGGGUUACAAGGCUAAGCAAGGUUUUGUUGUUUACAGAAUCAGAGUUAGAAGAGGUGGUAGAAAGAGACCAGUUCCAAAGGGUGCUACUUACGGUAAGCCAACCAACCAGGGUGUCAACCAAUUGAAGUACCAAAAGUCUUUGAGACAAACUGCUGAAGAAAGAGUCGGCAGAAGAGCUGCUAACUUGAGAGUCUUGAACUCUUACUGGGUUAACCAAGAUUCUACUUACAAGUACUUCGAAGUUAUCUUGGUCGAUCCACAACACAAGGCUAUCAGAAGAGAUGCCAAAUACAACUGGAUCGUCAACCCAGUCCACAAACACAGAGAAUCUAGAGGUCUUACUGCUACCGGUAAGAAGUCCAGAGGUAUCAACAAGGGUCACUUGUACAACAACACCAAGGCUGGUCGUCGUCACACUUGGAAGAAGCACAACACCUUGUCUUUGUGGAGAUACAGAAAGUAA
Saccharomycopsis crataegensis is the source of this 615-nucleotide messenger RNA. RefSeq names its product ribosomal protein L15e. Gene Ontology annotation, cellular component: cytosolic large ribosomal subunit; ribosome. Gene Ontology annotation, biological process: cytoplasmic translation. The transcript has a single exon. The coding region runs from base 1 to 615 and encodes 204 amino acids. The record is from RefSeq and is a predicted model, not a curated record. NCBI's taxonomy places the organism in Eukaryota, Fungi, Ascomycota, Saccharomycetes, Ascoideales, Saccharomycopsidaceae. Gene Ontology annotation, molecular function: structural constituent of ribosome; RNA binding.